AUGCUGACAGACCUCCAGAGCUUUGAUCUCCUUCCCGGUCCAUCCCAUUCGACGAUAACCCCAGCUCCGCAAGCCAACCUCGGCCCAGUACUCUACCUCUCCUACAGGAAUCCGAAUGGCAGUCGGAGAAAGCCUACGACGAGGAUCCUCCAAACUGCAUCCACUAUUUUAAAAGAAUGGCGAGUCACCCUCAACAACAAAACCAUUGUAAAAGACACGGAAGAAGAUGUUGUUUUGGCUCCAGGCGCCUACUGGACGUUAUUCCUGGAAGAAAAGCUACACACCGUUCUCCAAGAGAAAGUCUCCCGUAACAAAAGGGUCAGGGUCGAUGACACGGCAAUCAUCGUGUCAAACAGCGACCGUACCCAGCGUGAUCUGAACAAGCGCUUCAACAAAACUGAAAUAGUUUGGGCCCCUAUUGAAAAACAACUCAGGAUGUGGUCGAGUCAUUUCUGCCGUGAAAAAAGUUUGAGUUUGAGAGUCUGUUUCAAUUAUAUAGAAGACUGCGAUUCCCCACCCACCGGACGAAAUGGUGGAAAGAGAGGGAAAUCCUCCGUCACAAGGAGGAUGCUUGGCGAUCGCGAUGCCCAGCUGGAUGCUGAAGAAAAUGCAUGCGGACAGCAAUCUAUUUGGCGCCGUGUUUAUGAUUUGAUGAAAUGUGACUCAGCCGCAUGCCACCUGGGCCCUUAUUGCUGGCUAGACCCAAAGGGAAAAAAGCAUUAUCGACUCCGAACGCAAACACUCAGACGUCUGGUCACCUAUGCCGAGAAAGGUGGUGUCCUGGAGACGCACAAGGACGUCCCAGAUGAAAUCCGAGAUGAGCUCUUUAUGGAAGACCAGCAGAGGGAGGAAAAAAAUAAGCGCAAAGGCGGUAAUAUGCUUGGCAGUCAAAUGUCGCAUUCGCCGAUCAACAUAAAUGUUCACCCCCCUGGGGUGGCGACAACGGCUUCAGCAGUUGAGGCAGCUGGGCCAAAACCCGUGAGUUCGUUGAAGAUUCCUGGUCUCAAGGACGUGGCGGUCAAAGAAUAUGGUGAGUGGCUUGCAUCGAAUGUAUCUGAUGAAACUCUCAAAGCUGCAUUUCGACAAGCGUGCGAUAUAACCCUGUCUGAUGGCUUUGAGCUUGAGCACAUCUACAAGGAUCAGAAUCCGGAAUUUUUCGUCAGCAAAGGGAUCAAACCUGGAAUUGCUCGGAGUUUCGUAGAAAAUCUUCGUGAUUGGGUUGAGAAUGUGAAAAAAGCAUUGCCUGUUCUCGACUUGGUGUAG
This is a messenger RNA of Penicillium mononematosum, 1263 nucleotides long. RefSeq lists its product as uncharacterized. The record is from RefSeq and is a predicted model, not a curated record. The transcript has 2 exons. Bases 1 to 1263 code for a protein of 420 amino acids. NCBI's taxonomy places the organism in Eukaryota, Fungi, Ascomycota, Eurotiomycetes, Eurotiales, Aspergillaceae.